Molecule: messenger RNA, 1277 nt
Organism: Siniperca chuatsi (mandarin fish)
Lineage: Eukaryota; Metazoa; Chordata; Actinopteri; Centrarchiformes; Sinipercidae
Product: GTPase IMAP family member 7-like
Exons: 3
Coding region: 80-1042 (320 amino acids)
Molecular function (GO): GTP binding
Source: RefSeq, a predicted model, not a curated record
GAAAUUAUACUAAAUUGAGUGAUGCUAAAGUGAAACCUGAAACUUAAACAGUUCAGCGUCAUUGUUAUUAGACAGGUGGAUGUGUUCUGACAUGUCCACAUAUCAGACAGCUGAGGAAACACUUGCACAGGUUUUUGCAGAGAUUACAGUUGCAGAGAUGCCACGAGGAAAAGCUUGGAUCCCAGGUUGUACCCUGCUUGUGCUGGUCACAUUAUGUGGUCAAACUGCUCACUGCCAAAAUCAGCAGAAAAGUUCUACACAUCUGAAAGACCUGAGACUCAUUCUGGUUGGAAAAACUGGAACAGGAAAGAGUGCUUCUGGAAACACCAUCCUGGGGCGUGAAAAUGCCUUUAAAGAGGAAAUGUCACCUGAGUCUGUGACUAAAGGCUGUCACAGAGAAGAGGUACACGAUGGUGACAGGAACAUUGUUGUAAUUGACAGCCCAGGACUGUUUGACACAAGCGAAACACAAGAAGACCUGAAAGUGAAAAUUGAGGAAUGUAUUAAACAGUCAAGUCCUGGACCCCAUGCUUUUCUGUUAGUGAUCAGUCUAAAGUCAAGAUUCACAGAAGAAGAGAGGGCAACUGUGAAGUGGAUCCAGGAUAAUUUUGGCUCAGAUUCUUCCAUGUAUACCAUAGUCCUGUUUACCCACGCUGACUCGCUAGAAGGUAAAUCUGUGGAAGACUUUGUGGCUGAGAGCAAACAUCUACAAAGACUGAGAAACGAGUGUGGAGGAAGAUACCAUUCACUCAUCAAUGACAAGAGACGAAGCAGAAUCCAGGUCAGAGAACUUCUAGAGAAGAUUGAGGAAAUGGUGAAGUCCAAUGGAGGAAGCCACUACACCAAUGAGAUGUACCAGAGAGCCCAGGAGAAAAUUGAGGAGGAGGAGAGGAAAAAGAGGGAGGCAAAUAGUUCUUGGUGUAGAAAGUUAUCUCUUGCUUCUCUGGCAAUUCUUAGCGCAGGAGGAUAUUUCUCCUCACCUGUUCUCAAGGUAGUAGGCGGAGUACUUAGUGGGCUGACGGCUUAUAAUUGCACAGUGUAGUUGUGGGACCUGUAUCAAAAAGAAAAUAUAGAAAAGGCAAUAAAUAUUGGCUAAGCCUGAAACAAGUAAUCACCUGUACUAAGAUGCCUGUUAACUAAAUCUUAAACUGAAAUAUCAGUGUGCAUGCUUUGUUUGUUAUUGGGAAUUAGGAAUGUGUUAUAUACACACAUAUAUAUCGUUUCUCUAUAUGUGAUGGUGUGGGCCACAACAUAUUUUCAAUAAAAUCUGAACUUCA